UGGCUCAGUUUCAAUACGACGAUUCGAUGUAGCUGAAUUCAGAAGUAAAUCGAGCUGAUACAGCUUUUGAUUCGUCGAAGAUACAUUUCGGCGGGUUUUUGUUCGUGAAAUUCGAUUCGUUUAAAUUUUCAGAAUUUCAACGAAAAUCACAUGCGUUGUUAUUUUUACCAGAGAAUUGAAAGAAAAAUUGUGCAGCGCUCAAAAAAUUGCUUGGUGUGACAUCAUCGAGUCGAAGUCAUUUGCAAAUGUAUUGAUCAUCGAACAAUCUCGAUUGGUGCUAUCGAUUGGGUUUGUGUCGGCUGUUAAUUUUACCGUUAAAUCAUAGCACAACGUCUUACAUUGUGUGUCGCGUACACAACUGCUGCACCAACUCUCAGUCUUCUUGGAAUUUUACAACAUCGAUUAGUGACGAUUUUCGACCACACACCGAUACAGCAGCAGCAGCAGCAGCAACAGCCGCAACAACAACCAUUCGUAUCAUUCAAUCGAGUUUUUGCAAUCAUGUCAAACGUAAUUUAGUAUUGUUCUCUCUCGUAUUCAAAGUAGAAAAUUUUGUAGCAUUCCGAAUAGAAAAAAACAAUUGCACGAUAAGUAAAUCGAAAUAAAAGUAAAGGGGAAAAGGUAAGCAAUGGCAACGAAGAGUAUUUUUGAUUGCGAGUCACUUGAUGCACAUAGCGAUGAACCGAAACGGCAACAAAUCACAUACGAUGACGACUUAUUUGGAUUUGGAUAUGAAAUGGUCGAUGAGGUCGAUGCCUCCCCGAAAAAUGUAAGUAUUUCCGUAACGUUUGCCCAGGAUGCAGUGAAUGGCCGAAAAAAUGGUAAACGUAAAGCGCGUGUCAUGUCGGAAUUUGAAAGAGGACGACUGUUCAAGGUAGCUAAGACAAAUGUGCCGUCCAUAAAAGUGUCUACGAAUGGUUCAUCUCGACGAACCGUCGAGACGGAAUCCCCGUCGAAAGACUACAAACUGCUACGGGAAAUCGGAUGUGGUACAUAUGGCAAAGUGUACAAAGCAGUGUGGAAUAGUACCAAAGAAGUGAUUGCCAUCAAACGUCUCAUCUGCAAAUUGAACGUGCCACAUGCGAAAGAAAAUCUGGCAUUCCACAAACGGGAAUAUGACAACCUUCAUGAGCUGCAAAAAUGUGAUAACAUUGUGACGUUGUUGAGCGGCCGUGAAGAUCAAAUCACAGAAGAUGAUCUACAGGUGGAUUUAUUAUUUGAAUAUUGUCCGUAUGAUUUGCGAAAAAUCAUCUCAAAUACACGAAUCAUCUUCACGUUCAGCGAGAUCAAAGCGUUCCUUCGACAAAUGCUCCUCGGUUUGGAUUACAUGCACUCAAAAUCGAUUAUGCAUCGUGAUUUCAAAACGGAAAAUAUCCUGCUGACCGUUGAUGGUGUUGUCAAAAUCGCUGACUUCGGUUUGUCGCGUAAGUUCACCGAUUCAGGAGACUCCCUUGAAAAGGAAAGAUACACUCCCUGCGUUGUGACCCAAUGGUAUCGGUGCCCUGAAUUAUUGUUACAUGACACCAAGUACAAUGAAAGUGUUGAUAUGUGGAGCCUUGGUUGUGUGAUGGGCGAAUUUUGGAAUCGCAACCCCAUUUUACCCGGUGAAAAUGAGCUCGGUCAAAUCAAAUUGAUUUCCAAACUUUGCGGAACAAUAUCACCGAAUGACUGGCCAAAUCUCGUGAAUUUGCGCGGCUUCCAACAAAUUGGCCAGCUACCCAAUGACACUCGCAAAACGCGUACUUAUCUGAAGAACAAGCCGCCAAUCUUAACACAUGAUCAGGCGAACGAUUUCUUUGACAAGCUUAUGCGAUGCAAUCCCGAAAAACGUUUGAGUGCUUGCAAUGCACUGAACGACAAUUUCUUCUACAAGUUUCCGCUGCCAUCAAAAAGUCUGAAAGACUUCAUGAAACGCAUUUUGCCAAUCCUAUGUGCUGCCAAAGAUCCGACCAAAUCCAAAAUUGCCAACCCGGUGUUCAGCUAUGUGUAUUAGUUUGAAUGGAAUUCACUGAGUAUCAUUCGGUUGCACGACAUUCUCAGUGCAAAAGGCUGGCCAUUUUUCCUGCCUCUCAAGUGAAACGGUAAAUGAUGGGCGAUAAUAAUUAAUCUGGAAAGAUGUUCACUUAACCUAUAAUAUACGGUUUCGGUGGGGACUAAAAUAAUUAUUCUUAUCAUUUUAAAAGAAUGAAUGCCAAACUAACCAUGUGAUUGUAGUUUGGAUUCAUUUCACUUUUGAGCCAAGAAAAUAUUUUUGCUCCGAGUUUGACGCGCCUCUUUGAAUUUUGCAUUGGCUAAUACAAAUCCCACAUAGUAUUGAAUCGAUUCAUAUUCACUUUGAUAGUGAAUAAAAAAACAAACAAAUAAAUAAUGAAUUGCAAUCGAAUCAUUUUGUAAAUUGAAUGAAAAAAAAAAAACAGAAUAUUCGCAUAGAAAUGUAUAUAAAAUAACCUACUCCAUUCAAAAAUGACAAAUCAUUACAAUUAUUCAUAAGAAUCAAAUUGAAUAAACUGAAUCAUUUGAAA
Sitodiplosis mosellana (orange wheat blossom midge) is the source of this 2522-nucleotide messenger RNA. Its product is annotated as cyclin-dependent kinase 9-like. Gene Ontology annotation, molecular function: ATP binding; cyclin-dependent protein serine/threonine kinase activity. The record is from RefSeq and is a predicted model, not a curated record. The transcript is spliced from 4 exons. Lineage: Eukaryota; Metazoa; Arthropoda; Insecta; Diptera; Cecidomyiidae. Gene Ontology annotation, cellular component: nucleus. Gene Ontology annotation, biological process: protein phosphorylation. Bases 629 to 1993 code for a protein of 454 amino acids.